Molecule: messenger RNA, 1173 nt
Organism: Cyclopterus lumpus (lumpfish)
Lineage: Eukaryota; Metazoa; Chordata; Actinopteri; Perciformes; Cyclopteridae
Gene: hapln2
Product: hyaluronan and proteoglycan link protein 2
Exons: 6
Coding region: 100-1173 (357 amino acids)
Biological process (GO): cell adhesion
Molecular function (GO): hyaluronic acid binding
Source: RefSeq, a predicted model, not a curated record
ACAGGGAUGAGGACUCGAUGCUGAUCCCAGAAGCUAUGAAGGAAUCGGGACCUCAAGACACGUUGAAAACAUCUCCAUCAUGUGGGACGACGCGGGAGGAUGAUCGGACAUCCGCAUCUUCACAACUUCACAGGAGCUGAAAGAGAGACUCCCUUCACAAUGAACUCUGCUGUGAUUCUUCUAUUAACAUGGUGCUGCUUCGCCUGGUCUUCAGCUAUCUACACCUCCGACAGAGAAGGACCCAAGAAGCUGAAGUACCUCCUCGAGCCGCUCGCGCAUGCCGACAUCGUCGCCCGAAGGGGAGAAAACGCCACCCUUCCGUGCAUCCUGAGAACCAGACCGAGCAACUACAAAGUGAAAUGGACCAAGCUGCAGCCGCAGCACGCGGGUCAGGAGAACAUCAUCAUGAUAUCCAAUGCACACGCCUUCAAGCGCUACGGCCUUCUCGGCCCGCGGGCUUCCCUCCCGAAGGCUCACACCAUGGACGCCUCCCUGCGGCUCCGUGGCCUGGAGCUGGAAGACGGCGGAAUGUAUCGCUGCGAGCUCGUCAACGGCAUCGAGGAUGAGAACGUGGUCGUUACGUUGAGGAUUGAAGGCGUGGUCUUCCCAUAUAUGAGUAAAAAUGGCCGCUACAGAUUCACUUUCCGCGAGGCGACGGAGGCGUGUGCUCGGCAAGAUGGCGCUCUGGCCUCGUACGACCAGCUGUACAGAGCCUGGACGGAGGGUCUGGACUGGUGUAACGCCGGCUGGCUGCUGGACGGGACCGUGCACUACCCCAUCGUUAACCCUCGACCUGCCUGCGGAGGAGAGCUGCUCCCCGGUAUCCGCGGUUACGGGCCGAAGGAUAAGAACCACGAUCGCUUCGACGCGUUCUGCUUCACCUCCCAGACGUCUGGCUCCGUCUCCUACGUAUCGGGGUCCUUCUCCUUCGAACAGGCGGGACACGCGUGUCGGCGUCAGGGCGGCGAGUUGGCGUUGGUCGGCCAUCUUUACUCCGCCUGGCGUUUCCAGAGCUACGACCGGUGCGACGGCGGCUGGCUGAGAGACGGCAGCGUACGCUUUCCCAUCAGCAGCCCCAGGGAGCACUGCGGGGGCAUCCCCGAGGCAGGGGUGCGCUCAUUUGGAUUCCCCAACGAGAUGACGCAUCUGUACGGCGCCUAUUGCUAUAAGUAG